Molecule: messenger RNA, 330 nt
Organism: Macrosiphum euphorbiae (potato aphid)
Lineage: Eukaryota; Metazoa; Arthropoda; Insecta; Hemiptera; Aphididae
Source: the annotation of a GenBank genome assembly
AUGCAUGACAUUGCUAGUGCCUUACAUAUAGAUCUUAAUUUGUUUGAUAUUGAAAAUGCUUAUCCUAAACCUUCGAACCGUAAUCUGGAAAAGCCUUUGAUAAUUGUGGAAUUUGCAUCAAGGAGAAAACGUGACAAAUUUAUUAAGAAGCGAGGUAAAAUUGAAUACAAAAGUAAUCGAAUCUAUAUAAACGAAAGUCUUACGGCUUUCAAUAGAAAACUAUUCUGGGAAUCGAGAAUGAAAGGUAAGGAACUGGGCUAUUGUUUCAUUUGGACAAUUCAUGGCAUCAUAUUUUGCAAAAAAAUGAACAGGGCAACAAGAUACAAGUAA